CCUGUCCACCAUUAAACCAUCUUUCCAAGCAGUCUCCAUGUUUCCAGUGUCUGUUUUCCCCACUUGGAGCAGAACCUAGAAGGAUGUUUCUUCCAACACUGUCACGUGACGUUUCACGACGUUUUUCCUCUUUGCGGAGCUGGCGUAGGUGUGGCCUGCAUGUGACGCAUGUGGCCUGUGGGCUGCCAUUUUGGCACCCCUAAUUAGAGAACCUUGUGAAGUAUAAGUAGAGUGACUGGCAGAAUUUCAAUGGUGGCCAACAACAGUGAAUCAGUUUUCCCCAACUGAAUCAGAUGCAAAUGUGAGGUUUGCCACAUUUGCUUCUUGGUUCUAUAUUCAGCCUUUACUUGUACUUGUGAAUGUAUGUUUCAGUGAAAAUGAAAUGUACAUACAUUUCAAUGUAUGUACAUUUCAGCUUUAUCCCUUCUUUUCAGGGCAUCUCUACUCCAUUUUUGACAAGCAGAGAAGGUAAUGGUGGCCCAAAUCACUGAGCUAUGUGGCUGAGGGGAAUUUGAAUGGAAGCCUCCCUAGCUAUUUUCCUGCCGUGACUGUUGGGAGUUCUCAGUGUUAAGAGACAGUUAUUUUGUUUAAAGGAGCACAUUUAGAAUCCAAAGCUGGUGAAAGUCAGCCACUCCUCCAGAGACCUUUCCAGUCCUUUCUUCUAGCAUGCAACUUGAUUCAUCCAGGUGAAAGUUCUGCUAAUCUUCUUUCGGCAUGCUGAGAGCUGUUGUCUGCAAAGAGAUUUGUUGAGUCAAGAUUCCACAGAGCAAAAGUUGGCAUCAAAGCAUGAGUAAUUGGAGUCUGAGCAAGCAGUACAAAAGCAGGCACACCCAGGAUCUCUACCCAUUUAUCAAGCAUUCUUGACACACCCAAGAAUGGAGAAAAGCCCCAGAUAAUCCUGCAGAUUUUAUACGCCUAAGGACACAAACUGAUUUUGUGAUUUUUUUUUUCAAAUAACUAAGGAAUUUACAUCCCCAGGUAAGAGGUGUUUAAAACGGAGAAUGAAAGACUACAGUUAAAGAAGCAAGGCAACGGAUUCCAGUCGACCCGUGCACAAAAGAGAAGGAAAAAGACAGGAUAGUGCAGGUAACUCUUGAAUGUUGUGAACACCAUCAUUAUGUGGAUAUUCCUUCUUCUGGCUUCUGCACACCUCCUGGUUGCACAAAGAACCUGUCUGCAUGGGGCCUGCUACCCACCUGUGCAGGAUCUUCUUGUAGGAAGAAUCCAUUAUUUGAAGGCCUCCUCCACCUGUGGACUUACCCAACCCGAAACUUCAUGUACUCCAUAUGGAGAAUGGCAAAUGAAAUGUUGCCGAUGUGAUUCCAGAACCCCUCAUGCAUUCAACAGUCACCGGGUGGAAAAUGUUCUCUCUUCUACAGGACACAAGCGGUGGUGGCAAUCUCAGAAUGAUGUGAAACAUGUUUCUCUCAAACUAGAUUUAAACAAUAAAUUUCAUCUUGCUAAUCUUCUGCUGGACUUCAGGAGUCCUUUGCCAGGUGGCAUGGUGAUAGAGCGUUCUACUGAUUUUGGCAAAACCUGGAAGAUCUAUCAGUACUUAUCCACAGACUGUUCUACUAUUUUUCCCCGCAUCCCCAAGGGCUUGCCUCAGAAGUGGCAGGAUGUCCGUUGCCAGGACAUACAGAGUCAACAUAGACAACCUCAGAAUGGAGGAAAGAUUAAGUUCAACCCUGUAGACCUUACAUCAGGGAUGAUGACAUCUCAAAGCCAACGAAUUAACAAUCUGGCUGAAUUCACCAACCUGAGAAUCAACUUCACACAGUUGACCCGUUUUCCACAUCAGGGAUACCGUUUACCCAGUGCUUUCUAUGCCUUAAAUGAGAUGCAGGUCCAAGGCAGCUGUUUCUGUCACGGGCAUGCAGACCGCUGUGCUGCCUCUGAUGCCUCUUCUGGACAGCCCAGAGUUAUGGUUCAUGGGCGUUGUGUAUGCCAACACAAUACUGCUGGGCCAAACUGUGAUCAAUGUGCAUCUUUUUACAAUGAUCAGCCAUGGAGACCUGCUGAAGAUGAUAAUCCUAACGAAUGUCAUAGAUGCAAUUGUAAUGGACAUUCCCACAAAUGCCAUUUUGACCAAAGUGUAUACCAAGCAAAUGGGGGAAAGAAUGGGGGUGUAUGUGAAGAUUGCCAGCACAACACAGCAGGGAAGAACUGUGAACUUUGCAAAAUAAACUUCUUUCGUAACCGGCGGUUUGAUCUUGGCCAUCCAGAAGUCUGUCAGCCUUGUGAGUGUGAUCCAGAUGGCACUGUUCCUGAUUCUAGCUGUGACCACAUGGACGGUCGUUGCGUCUGUAAGGACAAUGUGCAAGGAGACCGUUGUCAUCUUUGCAAACCUGGCUUUACUCAGUUGACCAACUCUAACCCCCAAGGUUGCAGAGACUGUGCCUGCAACAUCCUGGGCAGUCGCAGAAAUGUGCCCUGUGAUGAUGAAACUGGACGCUGUUUCUGCCUUCCUAAUGUGGUGGGAGAGAAGUGUGAUGAGUGUGCGGUGAAUCACUGGAAAAUUGCAAGCGGGGAGGGCUGCCGGCCUUGCAACUGCCACCCUCAGAAUUCGCUCAGCCUUCAGUGCAACCAGUUUACAGGGCAAUGUCCAUGCAGGGAAGGCUAUGGUGGACCGACAUGCUCUUCUGUUGAAGUACAGGAAUGUCCACACCAGACAUUUGGAAAUGUUAGGACUGGAUGUAGAGAUUGUGACUGCAAUUUCCAAGGCACAGAGGUAAUGGGCUGUAACAAACUGACUGGCAGCUGCCUUUGCCGCACAGGGUUUGCAGGACCCCAGUGUAACCACUGCCAACGGGGCUACUGUGGCAACUAUCACCAGUGUGAAGCAUGCCAUCCUUGUUUCCAAGCCUAUGAUGAUGACAUUCAAAGGUUUGGUUUACGUCAGGCCGCCUUGAAAAAUUCAACACAGCACUUGCAAGGAGGGACAAUGACCUCUGGCUACAGUACCCGCCUUUCAGAAGUGGAAAGAAAAAUGCAGCACAUUCAACAGAUAUUGGACAAUCCCCUCAUUACUGAGCAGGGACUGGACCAGGUGGCCAAUACUAUUGCUACAGUAAGGCAGACCAUUGAACGUUUAAGCUCUGAAAUACUUCUUGUGGAUGAAGUCUCUUCCCUGUCCAUAGAUAUGGAUGCUCUUGAUAAAAGCUUGUAUCUAAUCACUGAACAAUACCAAAAUAAGAAGGCCCAGUUUGAAGCCAGCCGCAGCAUAGAUCUCUCAGGGGCAUUCAAGACUAUCAGAUCUGCACAUCUCACAUCCUCCAAUGCCAGUGCACGCAUAGCUGGAUCUUCUGGACUGAUUUCUGAGUCUCUGGAAAAAAGGAGAAAUGCUGAGGAGCUCGAAAGUCGUCUUAUAGACCCGGAUUCAGGAUUUGAAGCACUUCAGAAUAAAAUGGCUGUUACACCCAACUUGACUCCAGUAAUUAAUAAGGUUUGCAGUAUUGUGAGAUCAGAAGUUUGCACUCCUGGUGAAUGUAUUGGGUAUCUGUGUCCUCAUCAAAAUGCAAAUGAAUGUGGUCCAGGACUGAGCUGCAGAGGGAUCCUUGCACUUUCCAGCAGUUCCAUCCAAACUGCCAGGAAAACCACCCAGGAAUUCCGCAAUUUUAACAGUCAGCUUCAGGAGACUGAACAAAUGAUCAGAUCUGCUGAAAUAGCUUCCAGCAAGAUUCAGACAAAUGCCCAAAACCUGAGAAAUCAAAUGAGCACCAUCAGGACACAGAUAGAAGCAGAUAUCCAGCGCACUCAGCAGUUCAUCCGCCAAGUUCGCAACUUCCUAUCAGAUCCAGAUGCUGAUGCUACUACGAUUCAGCAAGUGAGCAAUUACAUCCUGUCCCUUAAUCUUCCAAUUGAUACUGGCACAAUUCUCAGGAAAAUCACUGAGAUUCAGAAUUUGAUUGCUAAGCUGCAAUGUCCUGACAGCAUCAUUGCCCAAACUGCUGGAGACAUAGCUAAGGCCAAACAGCUUCAGCAGGAGGCUGAAGAAGCCAGGAACCAGGCCAGUACUAUUGAGGGAAAUGUGGAUGAUGUGCUGCAGAAAUUGAAACAAGGAGAAAUAGCACUUCAAGAAGCUGAACUUACCAUUCAUGACUCUGCUUUUCCCCUCCAGCGUAUACAAAAUCGCCUUGAUGAAAUCCAGACUAUCCUCACUCCAGCUCAGGAAAACGUGAGGGACAUCACCAAUCAAUUGGAUAGCUUCACUGAGACAAUUGUCCAGUUAAAGCACAAGGCAAACCAGAAUCAGUUAUUGGCUGCAGAUGCUCAGCAACAAGCAACAGAAGCCCAUGCGCGAGCAAAAACCACUCAGCAGGUAUUUGAACAAUUGAAUGGCAAAUACAUGGAUCUGAAGAGGCGAAUGGGACAAGGGUCAAAUUUAGGUAUCCAAGGUGACCGAAUUCAAAGUGCCCACACAGAGGCCAACACAUUGUUGAAUGAAGCAUUGAAUAUGAUGGCCAAAAUGGCUGCUUUAGAAACAGAACUACAGGAAAGUAACAGUGCCUUCAUCCUCAAGUCAGCCAGGUUGGAAGGCCUGGAAAAAAAAGUGGAAACAAUUCGUGAUCAUAUCAGUCAACGAGCUGCAUAUUAUGUCAGUUGCACAGAUUAGAAUAGUUUCUUCUCCUUUCCCGAUGAAUCCUUUCCUCUGUCUAAUUUAUCAAGAUUGCUUUCUUCAUAUCUGCAAAGAAAAUAUUUCCAUCUUUUAUUUUAAAAAGCUAGCUUUGAAAUAUUGCUAUACGUUAAGCUUUAGGGGAAAAAAACAGAAAUGGGUAUACUAAUUUAUUUGUUGUAGCACUCCAAGACUCCCUUAUAUUUAAAAUUAAUCUCUUGAAUUCAAAUGUUGUUGAUAGCGGGUUUUUUUUUUAAAAUUGGAAGAUGUACUUUUGCAUAAAUUCUAUCCAAGCAGAAUCUGGAUUCAAGCAAGAUUAAGAAAGCAAUAUAAAUAAACAAUGGUGUCUGUUUCUUAGAUUUCAUAGCCCAUAAUAAAACUUUUUAUCUUUUUA
Pantherophis guttatus is the source of this 5009-nucleotide messenger RNA. The record is from RefSeq and is a predicted model, not a curated record. Lineage: Eukaryota; Metazoa; Chordata; Lepidosauria; Squamata; Colubridae.